Molecule: messenger RNA, 7141 nt
Organism: Seriola aureovittata
Lineage: Eukaryota; Metazoa; Chordata; Actinopteri; Carangiformes; Carangidae
Gene: cnksr2a
Product: connector enhancer of kinase suppressor of Ras 2a
Exons: 24
Coding region: 96-2981 (961 amino acids)
Biological process (GO): regulation of signal transduction
Cellular component (GO): membrane; cytoplasm
Molecular function (GO): protein binding
Source: RefSeq, a predicted model, not a curated record
UCGGGGGGGGGGGAGGUGUGCCCUGCUGACAGCGCUUUGUUUUGGGUUAACGACACCGCUUGCGCGCAACGGAGAGUCAGCGCAAAGUUUCCUCGAUGGCGCUGGUGAUGGAGCCGGUGAGCAAAUGGAGCACGAGCCAGGUGGUGGACUGGAUGAAAGGUCUGGACGACUGCUUGCAGCAGUAUGUGUGUGUGUUUGAGCGCGGAGGUGUGUGUGGGGAGAGGCUGCUGAGGAUUAGCCACGCCGAGCUGGAGGAACUGGGAGUUUCUCGCAUCGGACACCAGGAGCUCAUUCUGGAGGCCGUCGACUUGCUCUGUGCUCUGAACUCAGGUCUAGAGACGGAGAGCGUCAGGACUCUGGCUCACAAACUCGGCGCCUCGGCCAAAAACCUGCAGAACUUCAUUUCCGGCCGCCGCCGAAGCAGCCAAUCGGAGAGCAGAAGCUCGCGGCGGCUUCCUAACGAUCUGCUGACCUCUGUGGUCGACCUCAUCACCGCCGCCAAGAGCCUGCUCGCCUGGCUGGACAGGUCUCCCUUUGCUGCAGUGGCAGACUACUCAGUAACCCGAAAUAAUGUCAUUCAGCUCUGCCUGGAGCUCACCACCAUUGUACAGCAGGACUGUACGGUGUUUGAGACGGAGAACAAAAUCCUUCAUGUGUGUAAGACUCUGUCGGAGGUGUGCGAGCACAUUGUGUGCGUGUCAUCGGACCCACUGGUUUCUCAGUCGGCCCACCUCGAGCUGGUUCACCUCACCAACAUCAAACCCUCUGAGGGCCUGGGGAUGUACAUCAAGUCGACCUACGACGGCCUCCACGUGAUCACAGGAACUACUGAGGGGUCUCCAGCUGACCGCUGUAAGAAGAUCCAUGCGGGAGAUGAAGUCAUCCAAGUCAAUCACCAGACUGUGGUGGGCUGGCAGUUACGUAACCUGGUCGGCUCGCUGAGAGCCGAUAAAGGCGUCGUGUCCCUGACCCUGAAGAAGCGUCCACAGAGCACGCUCAGCUCCGCCCCCGCUCUGCUCAAGAACAUGCGCUGGAAACCCCUGGCUCUGCAGCCAACCAGAAGCCCAGGCAGCAGUUCAGCCACACCCUCAGGCACACCCACCAAGAACUCGGCCCUCCAGGACCUUUUCAUCCCCCCUCCGCCUGCUGAGCCGUACACACCCAGAGAUGAGACGGGAGCCUUGUCUGGAGAUGAGGCAUCUCGCAACCAUGGUGGCGUCAGCGUUGCUAAGCGCUCUGAGUCACCAAACUCCUUCCUGGAUCAAGAGUCUCGCCGGCGAGAAGAGGAGGAGCCUGUGUACUGCACCACGCCUACAUAUGGCAGGCUGAGGCCCAUCUCCAUGCCUGUGGAGUGUAACUGGGUGGGCGACUAUGAAGACCCAGCCAAGCUUAACAGAGAAAGCCGCAGAGAAGCGUCACUCAUGCGUUACGUGGGGCUGCCCGGCGGGGACGAGAGGACCCCCUCCGACGACUACUCCUCCCACACAGCUCGUCCGGGUAAACGGUCCAACGACACGGCCAAGCGUGCCAAGAGGCGGAGCCACCACAGCCAAAGCCCCUCCCACUACGUCCUGCAGACAAAUCAGAGGGAUUCUCCCCCCAGAGACCCAGCCUCCAUUUAUCACACAUACCAGCAGUCCUCCUCUCUGCAGUCAAAGAACAGGAAGAAGAAUAAAGGGCGAGGUCUGGCCUCCCUGAGUCGGAGGCGUGUUUCCUGCAAGGCGCUCGGCAGAGGAGACUGCGAGGGCUGGUUGUGGAGAAAGAGAGAUGCGAAGGGUUACUUUUCUCAGAAAUGGAAGAAGUACUGGUUUGUUCUGAAGGACAACUGCCUGUACUGGUACAUCAAUGAGGAGGAUGAGAAGGCAGAGGGUUUUGUCAGUCUUCCAGAGUUUAAGAUCGACCGGGCCAGUGAAUGUCGCAAGAAGUAUGCUUUCAAAGCAUGUCACCCCAAGGUCAAGAGUUUCUACUUUGCAGCAGAUGGAGUAGAUGACAUGAACAGAUGGCUGAGUCGUCUCAACAUGGCGGCUGUGGGCUACGCUGAGCGCGAGAGGAUGCGCCAGGAGCAGGAUUACUGGAGUGAGAGUGAACAUGAGGAUGACACCACCUCCAGCCCUAAACAGGACAGCCCCCCACCUCCAUAUGAUACCUACCCACGGCCUCCAUCAAUGAGUGCCUACUUGGAGGGCCGAACCACUCGACUGUCUUCCACGGAGACGUCUCGUUCUCGCUCUUCCCAGGAGGACUUCCUGUGUGGCGAGCCACCCGCAGCGGCCGCAGAGCCGCAGUACCACCCUGGUCCUCUAGGAAGCACUACACACAGCGGGAGAAAACCAGGCGGCAGCAGCAGCAGCGACGUGCAGUACAGAUGUGAUCCUGUAGAGUACCGCUCCAGUCCUGCCGGGGGCAGCAGUGAGACGGGUUCCCCGGGCCGCUCCUCGUCGUCUCAGAGACGUUCUUGGCAGGACCUGAUUGAGACGCCGCUCACUGAGGCUGGAUUGCACUAUUUACAAACUGGACCUUUAGAGGACGCCGUCUUUGCAGAGCCUGGUCCUGGGGGUGGGACUAUGACGGCCGGAGCCGUUUACACUCUUCCUGCACAGAGGAAUGUCCCGUUGCCCAUGGCGAUGCAGAGGCUGAUUCCUAUGGCAACCCAGGGAGGGAAACCCCGCAGCUUCACACUGCCAAGAGACAGCAACCUACACACACUCCUCACGCCCCCUGCGAAAGAACAGCAAACGCACAACGGUGGCAGCGAAGGCGCGUCCCUUGGCGACCUGUUCCGAGCAUGCGAGCAGGGCGGGGUGUGCCCUUUAGGUCGCGGGUCGGAGGCCAAAGGUCAGUCAGAGUUCAGGCAGUCGUUCCUGCGACGGGCCGCCGACCCUCAGCUCAAUGAGCGUCUGCACCGCCUCCGCAUACUCACCUCCACACUGAAGGAUGUCCCGCCCCUGGACGCAAAGCUCCCAUCGGGAUGUUCAAAUUAGCCUGACAGACAUCGAGAACAGCCAAUGAGACACUUUCAUCACUUAAACAAAAAGAAGUUUCCUGUCUCUGUGUCUCGGCAUGUGUGUGUGUGUCUGUGUGUGUGUGUGUGUGUCUGUGUGUCUGUGUGUGUACUCCUGCUGUUUCCUCAAAACCCCUUGUUUUGAUUAUAGCCAAUAUUUCCUGGUUAUCAUCAUGUCCCUAAAAGGGACUUGUGUUUUUAUGAAAAUUGGGACACACACACACACAAGCACUCUCACACACACGCACAGAGCUCAGAGAUCUGCCUGCUAACUUGAUGUUCUACUGCUGCGUGCCCCGUCACUUGGAUUUGAUGUGUUUUGUUUUGUACUGUACUGUAAUGUAUUGUAUAUAUGCUCAUAUUGUACAGCUGUACAGACAGGGAGUGUGGUAUGUGUCAGUGAGGAUGUUGGAUAUUGUUCUAUGAGAGAGUUUUAUUUUUUCCAGAGAUUAAGGUAUGAAUGUUACAGGGAAAGUUCUGGAAGAAAUCGCCUCAUUCAUAGCAUGUUUGCUAAGAUUUGUAUUACUGUAACGUUGCUUUGGCUGGGAUUGUUUACUGUCUCUAUGCUUAGCAUGCUGUUAGCAUGGAAGGAUGACUGAACGGGCCUACCGGGGGCCCAGGGGGUCCUGAGGGGACUUCUGUUUGAAGUGACGGUUAAAAUUUCUUGUUGGAAAGUCAGUCAAACAACUACAAAGAGACUCAAAACAACCACAAAGAAACUCAAAACAACAACAAAUAGACGCAAAACAACCACAAAGAGACUCGAAACAACCACAAAGAAACUCGAAACAACCACAAAGAAACUCAAAACAACCACAAAGAGACUCGAAACAACCACAAAGAAACUCAAAACAACCACAAAGAGACGCAAAACAACUACAAACAGAGAAAAUAACUACAACAAUUGCAAAACAACUACAGUUAGAUCUCACAAAGAGAGAUGUCGAAUGACUACAAAGAGACAAGAAAAACAUGACUUCAAAGAGAUGCAGAACGACCUCAAAGAAACUCAAGACGACCACAAACCGACGCAAAACAACCACAAAGAGAAGAAAAAUGAUGGCAAACUACAUGGUUCUUUUGUUUGUAGUCACUUAGUGUGUCUUUCAGUCUGGGGAUCUCGCCCCUACAUACUGUAUAGACGGGGGUCGUGGGGUGGCCUUUUGCACAUCUGUGCCCGGGGCCCUUUUGUCUUAUAAUCCUUCCAUGGCUGUAAUUAUCCUCUGACACUCCACUGUGCGCAACGAAAGAUUAAAGGAAUAUUUCACCCUAAAUUGACAAGUCAAUCUUUACUCUCACCAUUAAACAUGCCCCAAAAUUAAUUUACAAGGAAAUAAAACACACUGAAAUCGCCCAUGCGCUGUAGUUCCAUCUCAGCCUCCGUCAUGAUCAUAAAGGCCGAUAACAAACCUGCAGCUUAGGUAAAUUAUAUGUAGGGAAAAUGACAGCUAAUGAUAUAAUUACAAACCAAACUGUCUGCUGUGGACAUCCAUCACAGCUUAGUCAUCACAACUGCCAGAGUUGUGCGCACACAUUGAGAAGUUUGUGUUCGUUACACCAUUGCAGCUGUUCUCUGCUGAUUUUCCUCCAGUUUAUUACCAGCCCCGUGUGUUUGUGAUUGUAAUUUCUUUUACUACAAAGUAAUUUUUUAUUUUGCAGUCCAUUUUAAGUGCAUGCCACAGUACAGUGUUUUAGAUUUACACUUGCCUUUCCAAACAUCAGUCGGUUUGUACUCAUUAAAUCAGGCUGUAAUUCUUUAAAAAAAAAGGGUUUGAAAUGAAUGAAAACCAAUGGAUGCCACGGGUGGAACAGUAGAAAAUAUAUAUACAAAUGUCUGCAACACAGCUGUUAUGUAAAGUAUAUGUGAUUUGUAGUCUCCUAAACGCAACACACUCUAAGUGUUUUAUAGCUAAACAACUGCACCGAAGGCCUAAAUAUUUAUGCUCCUCACUAAUGAUGCACACGGCCCAGUGAAGAAUAGGUGUGAGAGAAGUAAAUAUUGGACCAAUACUGGAAACAUUUGGAGACAGAAUCACACAAGCUGUUUGGGGAAAUUUACUGGCCUGCUUUUUUUGGAGCUACGUUACUGUAUAUACUCGCUAUUACCCCUGGGAGGAGAUGGAACUACACAGUGUGACUUGCUGCAUUUCGAUCAGUCCUAUGAACGUUAUUGAAGGUGAACUAAUCCUUUAAGCUCAAAGUGUUUUGUGAACAUGAAGUGAGAGUCUAGAUAAGAAGUCAGGCCCCAAACACUUAGGGGCAACAGGGUAUUUGGAGGGGGGGGGGGCAAGUCUGUCAAUCACACUUUCAAUACAAGACUGUCGUGUCCUGUAAUCCUGACCUAUAUAGUUGGGCAGGAGAAAGAAGCAGUUUUUUCAACUCGAAUACAAACAGACUUAGAUUUUACUCUAAGGCCGCGACAGAUGUGAGAUUUAGAACUAUUGGCCAAAUAAAAGUCGACACUGCUUUUGCUGUUGUUGUACAUUUGCUGAUUUUAUCAGCCGUUAUGGCGACGGUUCAACACUAUUUGGUGGUUGCUUUCAAUUUUGUAGUGUAGUUGUUGGGUAACACAGAAUGUAUCCAGUGUCAAAGCAUUUCUAUAGGAAUCAUCAAGCUGUGUUCUGCAGGUUUUAGUACUUUAACUGCAAGUCAGAUAUAAUUAACCUUACCUCCAGCCCAUUUUCAAAAUCAUAACAAAGAUUUUUAAAUUGAUUUCCGACCCUCCAGACAGUCACUAGUUUCCAUUCAGGUCAGUACAGGUCAAUUUGCAAAGCUAUAAGUUUUCAUCAAGACAGGUUAUGCACUGCAGUGAACUUGUGAGCUAAGGUAUUAAUUGAGACUGUUUUGUUCAAGAACCAUCCAACAUUCACUAUUUCAGAGUCUACUGCCAAAUCCUAUUGAAAUUCGACUCCACAAUGCAAAUGAUAAAUAAAUUCUGACAUUUUGGAUUUCAUGUAAAUUUGGCCUUUUUUUCUCUUUUUUUGUAUUUAAAAGGUUCAUGUUCGGCAGCCGACUUUUUGCAGCAACUUUAAACACAGGAACGAGAAGAGCUUUCCCGCAGCUGCACAACCUGAAACAUUAGUAAUUUGGUGAUUUAACAGAAACUAAUAGCUGCCUGGAAAACAAGAACUCAGUCUAACAAACAUACGGUAUGCUUUUGAAAAUGUUGGAAAAUAAAAUACAUAAAAGGAAAAAGGGAAGAAAGUUUUUUUCUUUAAUGGAAAUGUUAUUUAUAAUGUGAAGCUGUGCUGCUGUUCUUGUUUGUGAUGAAAUGAAACCUAUGAUGGAAACUGAACUAAGAACCUCAUGUUUGUACUGUACUGGUAUUUAAAGACCCUCUGUCCUGAUGCCUCCCAUGGUUAGACAUGAAAAUGAGCACAAAGAUAAGAGAGACGACGUGCACACACACACACACACACACACACACACACACACACACGAAGCCAUUACAACAGAAACACAGACGACUCUGCAUCCCUUCGCCUCGCUACAACUCUGCACUAACGAAGCCUUGAUACCGUAUAUGCACAGUCACAACUCUGUAUUUGCCUUUACCAUUAAAAUACUUUAAUGUGGAAACACGUCUCUCAUCUGCGGCUUCCAUUUUUAACAGGAUCAAACUGUUAUCCACUUUUAUCCUUGCAUGUUCAUGAUUGUCAGGGUGGGAGUAGAAGUAAUGAAGAUUAAUGUACAGAUCCACGCAGGAUAAACACACUCAGGACCAGUAGUGAAAAGUAACUAAGUACAUUUACUCAAGUACUCUACUUUUGAGGCACCUUGAGUAUUUCCAUUCUAUGCUACUUUAAACUUCUAAUCUGCUGCAAUUCACACAGAAAUAUUUUUACUUUUCACUCCACUGCACUGACAGCUCCAGUCACACAUCACUUUCAGAUUUUCCAUUGACAGCAUAUGAUCAGUUUAUGAACAAUAACAUGCUGUUAUGAGUUAAAGAGCCCAACAGUACAUAGAUAUCUUGAAUGUCACAUACUGUGUGUUGCUUACAGCAAAUGUUGAUGUUAAGGUAAAUAUUAGAGUUAUGUGGGAACUUGGAAUACAUGAAAUAAUAAUGAUAAUAAUUGUAUGUAAAAUGCAUGUACAACUACACACCUGACUAAAAAUAAAAUGCUGCUUAAAUCUUAA